GUUCCGGCAGGCGCACACCAUUCUUUACAAUAAAGAAAACGCCUGAACUGUGCUGUCCUUUUCUCUUUAUUACUACAGGCCGACUCAGAUUAAGUCUGAGGCCGGUAACAUCAACAGUGAGGACAAACCCAGCCUGCCUCUCUCCUUCCACACUGACACCAAACCUACAGUCACUGGGUCCUGAUUGUGACAGUGGAGCCCAGUUUGCACUGCAGGAUCCAGAGAUGGCAUCAGUGAAGCUGGAAGACUGCAGUCAAACACUGGAGCUGAAUGUCAACAUUAAAGAUGAAGAAGAGGAGGAGAAGAUUGGGAAUUCUGUUUCUCAUGGAGACCAUGUUGAGACAGUCUCUACCUCCAGAGAGCAACAGCAGGAAGAUCACAGAGCUAAGAGGUCUCACCAGUGCCCACGUUGUAAGGAGAGUUUCUCAAUUCUAUCAAAGUUAAAAAUACACCUAAAAAUACACACAGGAGAGAAUCUGUAUUCCUGUACUGACUGUGGGAAGAAUUUCACAACAUUAAAAUUUCUGACAGUUCAUGAACGGAUACACACAGGAGAGAAGACCUACUCCUGUUCUAAUUGUGUAAAAUGCUUCACAUCGUCAACUAAGCUAAAAAUUCAUCAGAGAACACACACAGGAGAGAAGCCUUACUUAUGCUCUGACUGUGGGGCUAGUUUCUCUCGACUGGGACACCUAAAAACACAUAAACGUAUACAUACAGGAGAGAAGCCUCACUCCUGCUCGGACUGUGGAAAGAGUUUCUCUCGACUGGGCAACUUAAAAACACACGAACGUAUGCAUACAGGAGUAAAGCCUUACUCCUGCUCUGACUGUGGAAAGAGUUUCUCUCGACUGGGCCACCUAAAAACACAUGAACGUAUACAUACAGGAGAGAAGCCUUACUUCUGCUUUGACUGUUUAAAAUGCUUCGCAACAUCAACUGAGCUAAAAGUUCAUCAGAGAACACACACAGGAGAGAAGCCUUACUCCUGUUCUGAUUGUGUAAAAUGCUUCUCAACAUGCUCUGGGCUUGAAGGUCACCGGAGAACACACACAGGAGAGAAGCCUUACUCCUGCUCUAAUUGUGUAAAAAGUUUCACAUCAUCAACUAAGCUAAAAAUUCAUCAGAGAACACACACAGGAGAGAAGCCUUACUUAUGCUCUGACUGUGGGGCGAGUUUCUCUCGACUGGGCCACCUAAACACACAUGAGCGUAUACAUACAGGAGAGAAGCCUUACUCCUGCUCCGACUGUGGAAAGGGCUUCUCUCGACUGUGCAACUUAAAAACACAUGAACGUAUACAUACAGGAGAGAAGCCUUACUUAUGCUCUGACUGUGUAAAAUGUUUCACAACAUCAACUGAGCUUAAAGUUCAUCAGAGAACACACACAGGGGAGAAGCCUUACUCCUGCUCUGAUUGUGUAAAAUGCUUCACAACAUACUCUGGGCUAAUAGGUCAUCAGAGAACACACACAGGAGAGAAGCCUUACUCCUGCGCUGACUGUGUAUGCAUACAUUCAUGACUGGGAAAAGUUUCUCUACUGGGCCACCUAAAAACAUAAAGGUAUGCAUACGGAGAGAAGCCUUUCACCUGCUCUGACUUUUAAAAAGUUUAUCUCGAAUGGGCCAGUUAAAAAUACAUCAAAUAUACAUCAAAUCAGAAGAGCGUCAUCAGUUCUCAAAGACCAGCUGAGAUUAAAGUCACUCCAUCACUUAAGUCUCGUAAAAGAAGUGAUAACAGUGAGCUGGAUCAAAUGAAGAAAGCGUAGAACAUUUGCAAUCCUAUUGUUUCUCAGUGUGAGAGAACAAUGCAGAGGAAAGGGAGCGUUCUAGAAUGUUAUCCUCUCUUUACUUUACUGAUCAGUGUGCACCUUGCCAGUUUGUGUGUUUUGUUAGCUUCUACUGUAAAGAUAUUGAGAUGACCUUGGAUUUGCCCUUAGGGAUGAAUGUCCUCUGUGAGGCGUCUCACAAUGGAGUGGUUGACUGGGUGGUACUGCUUCCCUGAGCUGGUGGAUACAACAUACACUGAGUGUAUAAAACAUUAAGGACACCUGCUCUUUCCAUCACAUAGACUGACCAGCUGAACCCAGAUGAAAACUAUGAUCCUUAAUGAUCUAGUUGUUUUGUAUUUAUUAUGGAUCCCCAUUAGCUUUCAGUAAAAAACAAGAAACUGCAGUUGCAGUGGGCUAAGGAAUGAAAACACUGGACACUGGAAAAUUUGAAAAAUAUUGCCUGGCCUGAUGAAUCCCUGUUCCUGCUGUGUCAUGCUGAUGGGAGGACUAGGGUAUGGAGGAAACCAUGAGUACAUGUAUCCCUGCCAUGUGUCAAAAUUGCAGGCUGGUGGUGAUGGUGUGGAGUGUGUUUUCAUGGCACAUAUUGGACCCCUUGAUAAAAGUGGAGCAACAUUUGAAUGCCACAGGAUGUCUAAACAUCAUUGGCAAUCAGGUGCAUCCCUUCAUGGCAGCAGUUUAUCCAUCUGCAAAUAGAUUUAUUCAGCAGGAUUAUGCCACAAGGCUUGUCCAGGAUUGGUUCCAAGAACAUGACAGUGAAUUCAGUUUACUGCAGUGGUCUGACGAGUCACCAGAUCUCAAUCCAAUUGUGCAUCUGUGUGAGGAGAUGGAAGGAGCUAUUCGGAGUAGAGAUCCACUCCCAGCCACAUUGACACAAUUGUGGGAAGCAUUGGAGUCAACAUGGGCCAGAAUCCCUGUGGACGCUCUCAACACCUUGGGAGUCCAUGCCCCAACGACUUGGGGAUGUUCUGAGGACAAAGGGGGCUGCAACUCAAUAUUAGGAAGGUGUUUCAACUGUUUUGUACGCUCCGUGUAUAUCAGAUAAAGAUGAUGUGAUGAUCAGUUUUCAGCAUUAGUUUGGGUGGAUUAUUUUAUAUUACUAAACAACUUUUGUUUAAUGAUAAACAGACUAUGAAUCGACUACUUGUGUUUAUUAAAUGUUAUUUUAAUAUUAGAUUCAAUAUUUUAGUCAUUGAUGAUGAAUGUAUUUGAAUAACUGUAUUGAAUAUAAUUGAUUUGGUGGCAGGUAGCCUUGCGGUUAAGAGUGUUGGGCCAGUAACUGAAAGGUCGCUGGUUUGAAUCCCGAGCCGACUAGGUGAAUAAUCUGUCAUUGUGCCCUUGAGCAAGGCAAUUAACUCUUAAUGUUUCCUGUAAAUCGCUCUGGAUAAGAGCAUCUGCUAAAUGACAAGGAUGUUAUGAAAAAUGUUUGUACAUUCAUUUAAAAAAAUACCUUUAUUUAACUAGUCACGUCAACUAGAACAAAUUCUUAUUUUCAAUGACGACCUAGGAACAGUGGUUUAACUGCUUUGUUCAGGGGGAGAACAACAGA
Molecule: messenger RNA, 3339 nt
Organism: Oncorhynchus tshawytscha (Chinook salmon)
Lineage: Eukaryota; Metazoa; Chordata; Actinopteri; Salmoniformes; Salmonidae
Product: zinc finger protein 135-like
Exons: 3
Coding region: 225-1523 (432 amino acids)
Cellular component (GO): nucleus
Source: RefSeq, a predicted model, not a curated record